UAUCCAGCGGAGCACAGCGUCCAUAGAUAAAGAUACUGUGUCAUCAAGCUGCUAACUGUACAAAAUGACAGUAAUUUUCAUGUUAAGUUUCAUACUAACUUACAUGCGUCCAGUUCAGUUAUUUUGUUUUAAUGAAACUAGUGUCCUAGAAGACGGCUUCUAUUUGGGAAACAGUUUAUUUGGCAUCAUUGAGGGAAGGGUGGUUGUGCGGGAGUGUGCUUUUGAAUGUUACGCUCAUUCUGGUUGUUCUUCAUUCGGAUUCGAACCUGGGCUUCACCUGUGCCACCUUCACAUGGAAAACAGUUCUACGACCCAACUUUCGCGGAAACAACGCUGGAAACACAGUGAUAUUUCUUGGUGGCCAAAGGAGCUUAUGGGUCCGUGUGCAGAUCACACGUGUCCAUCAGGGAGGCGAUGUAGUGUGCAUCGUGUGACUAGAGCGCCGUUGUGUUUGAAAGAUAAUGUCUACCAACCGGAUGUAUGUUCUGAAGAACCUCUUCUCAACGCAGUCUGCAGUUCUGAAUCCAAGCUGGCAGGAGGUGUGAGGUCAUGUACCUGUCACACAAACUACAGAGAUGUAACGCUGGACGUCGUCAGUGUCAACAACACCUGCAUGGCCGAUGGCAGCUGGACUCAACCUUUGAUUAACUGCACAGGUCCUUACAUCAGACUGACCACGCCCAGUAUCGGUACGUACACAUUCCAACAGAUAUCAACAAGCAAUCUUCAAACUAUCACUGGCGGCACCUCUACCCUGGUAUUUCUGGUCAAGACGUGCCACGAUGCCAACUUUGCCCUGCACACAAAUCCCAACACGAAUACUAUUGCUACGUAUGAGGUGGUUUGGUGGGUUUGGGAACCAGAAGUCCGUUAUCCGUGAAUGCCUGCUAUGCACAGUCAUGGAAGUUUAUGUUGAAUCAUCUAUUGUAUCCUGCAACGAGUACAGGCCAUUUUGGCUCAGCUGGAAGAAUGGCGUCAUCUCUGCAGGGAAAGGCCUAGUUGCCGGAAACCAGACAUUUAUGCAAUGGACCCCAACUAGCCCCAUUGUCAUCAAUCACGUUAGCAUCAGCACAUAUAUUAAUAAUCCUGGCACGUGGCUCUUCCUACAGCAAUAAGAUUCCUUAAUAUAUACCUUCAUUAUAUUCUAAACAGUAAGAAACAACUGUCUGAUAACCCGCGUACAUGCAUAUUGUAAUCCCAUCGUCGGGCUGUGACGUCAUAGAUGCGAGACGACGGCCAUUUCCCUCUGUUUACAGUGCUUGUAUCUAAUUGUUUGAACUUCAUUCUAGAAGUUGGUGAGUCAAAAAUGAAACAUAACUACAUGGAUGACAACUUCUUGCUUAUUGCAUAGAGCCGAUUACAUACCAUCGGCAUUUGAAGAAUUAUUCAAACUAUAGACUCUGCCAAAGCAUCCUCUCAACUUGUUGUUACUUUAAUCCCCCUUGUUUAUUGUCGUAUAUUU
Haliotis rubra (blacklip abalone) is the source of this 1462-nucleotide messenger RNA. RefSeq lists its product as uncharacterized. The transcript has 4 exons. NCBI's taxonomy places the organism in Eukaryota, Metazoa, Mollusca, Gastropoda, Lepetellida, Haliotidae. The record is from RefSeq and is a predicted model, not a curated record. Bases 65 to 880 code for a protein of 271 amino acids.